UCAGAAUUCUACUCCACAGCUGUAUCCUUAGGUUAGACCCUCAGAGCAUCAGCAUCCUUGAGUUCAAGUCCAGUUUGGCCUUUGAGUGGUUCAUCUCUCAAGAAGCCAGGACACUGAAGGCUGAGAAGUGCAAUAACCUUCGUAUUUCUUAAGGUGUGCCAUGGAGCCCUUCUGUCCACUCCUACUGGCAGGUUUUAGCUUGUCGCUUGCCAGAGCUGGCAAGGGCAACGACACCACCCCAACAGAGAGCAACUGGACUAGUACAACUGCAGGCCCUCCGGACCCUGGUGCCUCCCAGCCGCUUCUCACCUGGUUGCUGCUGCCUCUGCUCCUCCUUUUCCUCCUCCUCGCAGCCUACUUCUUCAGGUUCAGGAAGCAGAGGAAAGCUAUGGUCAGCAGCAACGACAAGAAGAUGCCCAACGGGAUCCUAGAAGAGCAAGAGCAGCAGAGAGUGACGCUGCUGAGCCCAUCUCCAUCGGGUCCCAAGAAGUAUUUCCCCAUCCCAGUGGAGCACUUGGAGGAGGAGAUCCGUGUGAGAUCGGCAGAUGACUGCAAGCGCUUCCGUGAAGAGUUCAAUUCAUUGCCAUCGGGACACAUACAAGGAACAUUUGAACUAGCAAAUAAAGAAGAAAACAGAGAAAAAAACAGAUACCCCAACAUUUUGCCCAAUGACCAUUCCAGAGUGAUCUUGAGCCAAGUGGAUGGAGUUCCCUGCUCUGACUACAUUAACGCCUCCUACAUAGAUGGUUACAAAGAAAAGAACAAAUUCAUAGCAGCUCAAGGCCCUAAGCAGGAGACAGUGAAUGAUUUCUGGAAGAUGGUCUGGGAGCAAAAGUCAGCCACCAUCGUCAUGCUGACGAACCUGAAGGAAAGGAAGGAGGAGAAGUGCUACCAGUACUGGCCAGAUCAGGGCUGCUGGACCUAUGGGAACAUCCGGGUGUGUGUGGAGGAUUGCGUGGUUCUGGUGGACUACACUAUCCGCAAGUUCUGCAUCCAUCCGCAACUCCCAGACAGCUGCAAAGCCCCACGACUGGUCUCACAGCUACACUUCACCAGCUGGCCUGACUUUGGGGUGCCUUUCACCCCCAUCGGAAUGCUGAAGUUCCUGAAGAAAGUGAAGACACUCAACCCUUUACAUGCUGGGCCCAUUGUGGUCCACUGUAGCGCGGGCGUGGGCAGGACAGGCACCUUCAUUGUGAUUGACGCCAUGAUGGACAUGAUACACUCAGAACAGAAGGUUGACGUCUUUGAGUUUGUGUCUAGAAUCCGGAAUCAGCGCCCACAGAUGGUCCAGACGGAUGUUCAGUAUACGUUCAUCUACCAGGCCUUACUAGAGUACUACCUCUACGGGGACACAGAGCUGGAUGUGUCCUCCCUGGAGAGGCAUCUGCAGACGCUACAUGGCACAGCCACUCAUUUUGAGAAGAUCGGGCUGGAGGAGGAGUUUAGGAAACUGACCAACGUGCGAAUCAUGAAGGAGAACAUGAGGACGGGCAACCUGCCUGCUAACAUGAAGAAGGCCCGUGUUAUCCAGAUCAUCCCAUAUGACUUCAAUCGGGUAAUCCUGUCCAUGAAAAGAGGCCAAGAAUACACAGACUACAUCAACGCAUCCUUCAUAGAUGGCUACAGGCAGAAGGACUACUUCAUGGCCACUCAGGGACCUCUGGCUCACACAGUUGAGGACUUCUGGAGGAUGGUGUGGGAGUGGAAGUCACACACCAUCGUCAUGCUGACAGAAGUGCAGGAGCGGGAACAGGAUAAAUGCUACCAGUAUUGGCCAACAGAGGGCUCAGUGACUCACGGAGAUAUAACUAUAGAAAUAAAGAGUGACACCCUGUCUGAAGCCAUCAGCAUACGAGACUUCCUGGUUACUUUCAAACAGCCCCUGGCCCGGCAGGAAGAGCAGGUCCGCAUGGUGAGACAAUUCCAUUUCCACGGCUGGCCUGAGGUCGGAAUCCCUGCUGAAGGCAAAGGCAUGAUCGACCUCAUCGCAGCAGUGCAGAAACAGCAGCAGCAGACAGGCAACCACCCCAUCACCGUGCACUGCAGCGCGGGAGCCGGUCGGACGGGUACAUUCAUAGCACUCAGCAACAUUUUGGAGCGAGUGAAAGCCGAGGGUCUCCUAGAUGUGUUUCAAGCUGUGAAGAGUUUAAGACUUCAGAGGCCACACAUGGUGCAAACCCUGGAGCAAUAUGAAUUCUGCUACAAAGUGGUACAAGAUUUUAUCGAUAUAUUUUCUGAUUAUGCAAAUUUCAAAUGAAGAUUCCUGCCUUAAAAUAUUUUUAAUUUAAUGUGUGUACGGGGGACAACCCCAGGGUCGGUCGCCUCCUCAUAAAGGGGAACAGGUCACCAAGCUUCUCUCAGCCCCCACAGCUCUGAGUUCCAUCCAGAGGCACAAGCCGGCACCCAGCAUGCAAGGGUGCAGUCAGACAAUGGCCACCGUGACCAUCAGCAGCUGCACCCAGGGCUAACUGCGUGCACUGAACUCGGCCUCCCCUUCUCCGUGCAGCGGUGGAGCAUAGGC
Messenger RNA from Acomys russatus (golden spiny mouse), 2524 nucleotides. It is a transcript of the gene Ptpre, whose product is annotated as protein tyrosine phosphatase receptor type E. Gene Ontology annotation, molecular function: protein tyrosine phosphatase activity. The transcript is spliced from 21 exons. The record is from RefSeq and is a predicted model, not a curated record. NCBI's taxonomy places the organism in Eukaryota, Metazoa, Chordata, Mammalia, Rodentia, Muridae. Gene Ontology annotation, biological process: protein dephosphorylation. The coding region runs from base 161 to 2260 and encodes 699 amino acids.